CUGUUAGCGGGGAUCUGCGGAUCGCUGAGAGACUCUUCGUCCCCCCUCGUCUACCUCCGCGGCUGAUCUCUACUCUGACUCGGCAUGACUCAGGACAGUCAACAUGGCAAGUGGACCAUCUCCAGCAGCGAUGAUGAUGAUGAGGACCUUCCUCUUUCUGGGACUAGUUCAUCUAAAGCCCACCGUCCCGCUGUAUCCAGUCACAGCUCCCCUCUAUCUGGCUCUCCUCCCAGCCCCAAACCAGAACCAGCAAACCCCCCUGUGUCCUCACUUAUUAUUGGCUCUGAGGCAAGACAGUUAGCAGCAGCGCACCAGUUAAAUCCAGUGAAGUAUGAAAGCAGUCCGUCAUUGGCUGGGAAGCGGAAGAAAGAGGUGUCGGACGGCCCAGGCUGGGCUCUCUCAGAUAGUGAUGAUGAUGAUGGAGAUGGAGACUCGAAGGGGAAGAGCCGCAGUAACUUACCGAAGAGGUCACCUCCCAUCCCUAAAACAAAGAAACCAAAGGUGGAGAACGAGCGUCCUCCCAGUCCCCACGGCCGGCUCUACUACAUCGACGAGCCAGAGGACUUCUUUGAGUCCAGUACUCCUUGUCUAAAUGAGACCUACAGGUUUUACCUCAACAAAGUCACAGGCCUGGACAGGAAGUACAACAGCGGAGCCCUGCACAUCAGAGACAUUCUCUCUCCAUUAUUUGGGACCCUGAAAGAGUCUGCUCAGUUUAACUACUGCUUUGAUAUUGCCUGGAUGGUAAAGCAGUUCCCACCAGAGUUUAGGGAUUGUCCAGUUCUGAUCGUCCAUGGAGAUAAGCGGGAGGCCAAGGCCCGGCUGGUGCAGCAGGCUCAGCCUUUUCCACAUAUUCGCUUCUGCCAGGCCAAACUGGAUAUUGCUUUUGGAACUCACCACACGAAGAUGAUGUUGUUGUGGUAUGAGGAAGGCUUCAGAGUCAUCAUUCUGACCUCCAACCUCAUCAGAGCUGACUGGUACCAGAAAACACAAGGAAUGUGGAUGAGCCCCUUGUUUCCACGGUUACCAAAGGGCAGCAGCGAGAGCGCAGGUGAGUCUCCGACCUUCUUCAAGAGGGACCUGCUGGAAUACCUGGCAGCAUACCGCGCACCAGAACUCGAGGAGUGGAUCCAACGAAUCAAAGAGCACGACCUGUCAGAGACCAGGGUUUAUUUGGUCGGCUCAACCCCCGGGAGAUAUGUUGGCUCAGACAUGAAGCGCUGGGGCCACCUGAGGCUGAGGAAGCUGUUGUACGACCACACUGACCCAGUGGCCGGGGAGGAAGAGUGGCCUGUGAUUGGCCAGUUCUCCAGCAUCGGCUCCAUGGGACUGGAUAAGACCAAAUGGUUAAAAGGGGAAUUUCAGCGCACGAUGACCACGCUGGGGAAAUCCUCUCUUCGCUCAGACCCCCCCAUGUACUUGGUGUAUCCAUCAGUGGAUGAUGUGAGGACCAGUUUAGAAGGCUAUCCAGCGGGCGGCUCUCUGCCCUACAGCAUCCAGACGGCUCAGAAACAACUCUGGCUCCACUCCUUCUUCCACCGUUGGAAGGCCAAUGCAACAGGAAGAAGUCAUGCCAUGCCCCACAUCAAGACAUAUAUGAGGACAUCACCAGAUUUCACUCAGCUUGCCUGGUUCCUCGUCACAAGUGCCAACCUGUCCAAAGCAGCGUGGGGUGCACUGGAGAAGAACAACAGUCAGGUGAUGGUCCGCUCAUACGAGCUGGGAGUCCUCUACGUGCCCGCUGCCUUUAACAUGAAGACAUUCCCUCUGCACAAAGAUUCGUUUCCUGCUUCCUCCUCCGCUGGUUUCCCAGUGCCAUUUGACCUCCCCCCCACAUGCUACUCUCCUGAAGAUCAGCCUUGGAUCUGGAACAUUCCGUACAGCCAGGCUCCUGACACACACGGCAACAUCUGGGUUCCCUCCUAACAAAACACACACACACACACACACACACACACACACACACACUGUACAUACCUCUCUAUUACUAUUGUCAGUACUAUAUCUAGGUGUUAAUUGUCACUAACAUUUAUUUUUUUAUUUUUAUACCGCCCUGUAGACUCACAUGUUUUCUACCAAUAAAUAAAAUAAUGUUAUCAUUG
Molecule: messenger RNA, 2102 nt
Organism: Etheostoma cragini (Arkansas darter)
Lineage: Eukaryota; Metazoa; Chordata; Actinopteri; Perciformes; Percidae
Gene: tdp1
Product: tyrosyl-DNA phosphodiesterase 1
Exons: 16
Coding region: 85-1926 (613 amino acids)
Biological process (GO): single strand break repair; double-strand break repair
Cellular component (GO): nucleus
Molecular function (GO): 3'-tyrosyl-DNA phosphodiesterase activity; double-stranded DNA binding; single-stranded DNA binding
Source: RefSeq, a predicted model, not a curated record